Mizuhopecten yessoensis (Yesso scallop) is the source of this 1280-nucleotide messenger RNA. RefSeq lists its product as uncharacterized. Gene Ontology annotation, molecular function: ecdysis-triggering hormone activity. The record is from RefSeq and is a predicted model, not a curated record. The transcript has 2 exons. NCBI's taxonomy places the organism in Eukaryota, Metazoa, Mollusca, Bivalvia, Pectinida, Pectinidae. Bases 93 to 509 code for a protein of 138 amino acids. Gene Ontology annotation, biological process: ecdysis, chitin-based cuticle; neuropeptide signaling pathway.
ACUCACCUCUUCAUUCAGACUUUACUAGUCAGUACGGUGUGUCAGUGUCUGCGAUAAACACACAUCUUACCUUAUACACAGCGACCGGAGUUAUGGUUACAUAUAUGGAUACGAAACUGUUGUGGUUGACAGCUCUGGCUGUUACAAUGUGUGCAGUUUCAUUUACCUCCGGAAUGUCCCUUUACGGAAUGUGCCUGACGACUUGUACCAAGUGCUCAAAUGAGUUCGGCUCCAGAUUUAACGAAGGAAUGUGUCAAGAGGUGUGUGGAGAAACGAAUGGCAAAAGUAUAGAAUCGUCAUGUGAGACGGGAUUUGACGUGGACAAGCGCUCAAAAGAAACCGUCCAUAUCUGCCGGAAGUACUGCGUCUCGUGCGUGCUGCGAUAUGGUCAUAGUUACAGUGGCGAAAAGUGCGCUAACCUGUGUAUGGAUACAGAAGGCAUGAGCAUCGACGCUGAUUGUAUGAACAUGGACUUCUGGAAUUUAAAUGUGAGACGCAGGAGCACUUAACAGACACGGGAGGAUAUCCAUAAUUUAUUUUUGCAUGAAUGAGAAAUAGUAAUUUAUUUUGUUAUGAAAACAAAAGUGUGAGUAGUUUCGAGUAAGCAUCACAUGACAUCUUCGUAUUCCAUAUUAAGUUAUAUAUUUUGUUUAAUUUGUGUGGACGCAUUCUCCUCCGACAACCAGGAUGCCCUGUCGGACAUUGGGCUGCUUUAUGUAAUGUGUGGGGUAGGGUGGAGAUAGUAUCGAACGAUCAGGUAUUCGCCUGAUCCAAUUACUAAAUAUAUUAACACUGAUUGAGUCUCAUCGCCAUGCGACUAGAGACAAGAGGCAAUUUAUGUAUGCAUAGGUAUUAAGUGUUUUAUCAUCAAUUGAGCAACAAAACGGAGAUAAUGUUCGUUUGAAUAAUCUCUAUAAAAUAUUAGAAACUCUCACGAUGUUUUGGCUCAUAUCUUCUCUCAUAAUGUAAUAAAACAAGCAAUGGAUCACUGAAAAUCCUACGGACGCUGCCCGCGCUUUCUGUCUAAAUGGAGACUAACGGGAAAUACUGCUAGAGCUCUACGUACUUUGUUAUUAAAUAGUUAAUGUUGCAUUGCUGUUUUUGAGUCGCUCUAUAUAGAUACAUGUUUAUCUAGAUUGUUUACUACGUGCGCCACAUUCCGCUCAAUGUGUUAUUACUGUCGUUGUAUGUUUACAUGUAUCAGAUCUCAACAUAGUGAUAUAUUUAUCCUCAAUCUGUGAUGAUGGUUUAUGUCGCAAAUUAAAAAUGCCUUUCAUUUA